Messenger RNA from Coccinella septempunctata (seven-spotted ladybird), 4132 nucleotides. RefSeq names its product RNA-binding protein fusilli (gene fus). The transcript is spliced from 12 exons. NCBI's taxonomy places the organism in Eukaryota, Metazoa, Arthropoda, Insecta, Coleoptera, Coccinellidae. The record is from RefSeq and is a predicted model, not a curated record. Bases 725 to 2803 code for a protein of 692 amino acids. Gene Ontology annotation, biological process: regulation of RNA splicing. Gene Ontology annotation, molecular function: mRNA binding. Gene Ontology annotation, cellular component: nucleoplasm; ribonucleoprotein complex.
CGCGGUCCCUUGCACAGGAAAACAGCCUACAGAGAUACCUGUAGACAACUAAAUUCCACACAAACAUACGCGUUUCGAAAAACCGAAGAGGAAGGCUGUGAGAUAUCGUUAAUACCUUUACAUGAGAAACAUAGACGUUUGUUGCAUAUAUGGAAACAAAGUUUCGCGUACUGUGGCUUUCAAUUAAUACGCUGCUACCUGUUGAACAAUUCAGUUUAUCUGUAUGAUACAUCGGAAAACCCUAGACUAUGUGAAUGUGAUCUGUGUAUAGUGUUUGUGUUUGAAACAAUCCGUGUGUGUCCAGUCAAUAAGGAAUAUCCCGGCAAGAAAUAAACAAUAACGUACAAACAAACGUAUAGAAUUGACAUAUAAAGAGAUUCUUCUAUUAGACUGAGAAAUAAUCAUUAAAUACUCUCUCAAACGACGUACUUAGAAUCCGUGAUUCGAACAUUCAAUUGUGAUACAAAGCAAAACGAAAAAACAACAAGACUCAAGAAAACUAUAGGUUAAGUAAACAUUGGAAAUAAAAUCUGUGAUUAUAUCUUCCAUUAGAAGAUAAGAUUACUCAAUUCUUUAAGCCAGGACGAUAACACAAAAUCUGAAUAACUGAAAUUAUUGUUAAAUCUGCGAUUUUACCUGGAUACAACAGGUGGAUCACGUGGCAACGUUGUUAGAGGCUUUCGGGAAGACGAAGAUGACAUUUUGAUGUGUUUUUGUUGGUUAAAUGAGUAUUAAAUCAUUGAAUAUGAUUGGGCCACACCAUAUCUGUGUUUUGUAUGUGGCUACUGCUGGACUUCAGGGACCUCUUAUGGGAUCUGAUGAACAGGAGAUUGUCUUGCUCAUCUAUGUUAUCAUCGACCAUGUACAGAAUAAGAUCGUGGGCGUGCAACAGUACCCAAUCAGGCCGCAAACGGCGGACAUUAACGAGAACGUCCUAUCCGACCAGCUGGCCAACGAGUCGGUGCUCACCGACGAGCUCAUCAAGCAGGCAGGAAGGAGGCUGGAGGACGCCCUCGGGGAGUUCGAGGCCUACUGCUCCAGCCUGCACAUCGACCCCCACAAUUCGGGAUUCAGACUAGUCACAGAUGGACAACUACCCCUCCGACAGUGCCUUCACCCAGAAGCAUGCCGCAAAGAAAUAGAACUACCUUCCUACUAUACAGCGUUCCACGACCUAAGAAAAGAAGUAUGCAGGUUUCUUGCGAAAACAGACGAAACGCCGCAAAGUGUUGCCGACAUGUUAGAAUAUUUACAAAUUAAACCAGAGGCUGAGAAUGAAUUCUACAAAAAAGAAGCUAAAGAUAUGGUGAACAUUGUACAAAGAUUAAUUUUAGAUGGACAUAGAUUCGAUGUACCAGAAUCUAUCAAUUUGGUGUUGGAACCAGGAAUAUGUUCGAAAGACGAUGAGAUUGACAGCAACUGUGUGGUGAGAGCUAGAGGACUACCUUGGCAAAGCAGCGACCAGGAUAUUGCCAAGUUUUUCAGAGGACUUAAUGUGGCCAAGGGUGGAGUAGCACUUUGCCUGUCACCACAAGGAAGACGUAACGGAGAAGCUUUGGUCCGAUUCAUCAAUCAAGAGCACCGAGACAUGGCCCUGAAAAGACACAAGCACCACAUAGGCUCUAGGUACAUCGAGGUGUAUAGAGCCUCUGGUGAUGACUUCCUCUCUGUCGCUGGCGGCUCCAACUGUGAGGCGCAGGCGUUUCUAUCCCGUGGAGCCGCCGUCAUCGUCAGGAUGAGGGGUUUGCCUUAUGACUGUACUGCUAAGCAAGUGCUUGAAUUCUUCUCAUCUGGAGAAAACCCUUGUACCGUACUGGACGGUAAUGACGGGGUUCUUUUUGUCAAAAAGUCUGACGGCCGAGCAACAGGGGACGCUUUUGUCCUCUUUGCCAGUGAAUCUGACGCUCCAAAAGCUCUCUCUAAACAUAGGGAAUGCAUAGGUUCACGAUAUAUCGAACUAUUUAGAUCUACGACUGCCGAGGUUCAACAGGUUUUGAACAGAACGUUGGACCCUAAAGUGUACGAGACUCCCGCCCAAAUACUACCUCCAAUCCACCCUGUGCCUUUAUUGCCGCAACAUAUAAUCACUUCUGGGACAAGAAAAGACUGCAUUAGAUUAAGAGGUUUGCCUUAUGAAGCCCAGGUCGAACACAUUUUGGACUUUCUGGGUGACUAUGCCAAAAAUAUCGUCUUCCAAGGUGUACAUAUGGUCUACAAUGCUCAGGGACAACCAAGCGGCGAAGCUUUCAUUCAGAUGAAUUCAGAGCAGUCGGCCUACAUGACCGCCCAACAGAAGCACCACCGCAACAUGGUCUUCGGGAAGAAACAGCGCUACAUCGAGGUCUUUCAGUGCUCAGGCGAAGACAUGAAUCUCGUGCUCACGGGAGGAAUACCGGCUCCUGUGUCACCUGCGAAGGCGGCUCCUGCACUUCUCAGUCCCGGUGGAAAUAUGAUACCGACCGCCUUCCAUCCAGGACCCAACUUCCCUGGAUAUGCUCCAGUUCAGAUCGCUGCAACUCCACUGGGUCCGAGACAGUUCGUUCCUCAUCAGAUUAUUUACUGGCCGUAUCCCAGUCCACCGGUGUCGCCAACUAAUUAUUAUCCAACGAUGCCGCCUCCUAGUGCUAUGCCGCCGCAACAGCCACAACAAGCAAUGAUUCCUCCGGAAUGCGUUUCUUUACCUCCUAUGGGGACGAUUCCUACAAUAGAUGCAAGGCUCAUGUCUGACGGAAUCCAAAGAUCGGAGCACGAAAAACCAAGGCAAAAUUUCCCCCAGAAUCAAUACGUUGAACUGAUUAUCUAACUGACAUAUCAUUAUUCGAUUCUUAAAAGAGUGAAAAUCAACUCUGAAGCCAAACCUGAAGGCCACUUCUGAUAAUUGCCGAAGAUAUACUUUAUAAGUUAUAAGUUCCUCACUUUAGAUCCAGGAAUUAUUUUGUGGAUGGCUUACUCAUGUACUUUGUUAUUCAUCAUUUUUAUUUAAUCACCGUUUUUCAUCUUCAUUCUUUAUUUUUGAAGUUUUUCGAAAUUUUUAUCAUAUUUUAUUAUUUGUUUUUCAAAUAAAUUCUCUAUUUUUGUUUAUAUAAUAGUGACUGACACGAUUAUGAUAUCAGGUCCUCACCAUUCCUCCUAUUUCCGAUAGAUUAUCCUCAAUUCUCCAAAAAACAACAGAAUUAAGGUGAUUGAGUUUCAUCAAUUCAAUCUCACAGCCAUCACACAAUAAAUCGCAGUUACUAUAGAUAUAAAUAAAUAUUUGCUAAGAUAAUUUAAUAUAUUACAAAUUACGCAUAUAAUAUAUUUCUUGUCGAAAUCAUAAUGACAAGAUGAAGAUGUACAAGAUUUCUCUAUUUGAUUUUUUUCACAAUGUCGUUGUGAAGAAAGUCUCGAGGUUGAAAGGAUGUAAAUAUUUUUGAAACAACAAAAUUUUUAACGUCUUCCAUAAUAUAAUUGGUAGGCAAUUUUAUAUCAAUAUACAAAUCGAAUUUAUUGAUACAUAUCUUGUUUGGGAUAAUAGUUCAAUUAUAAUUGGUGCUUCGUCCAAAUCCUGACUCGAAGGAGCCCAAUGAGUUGUAGAACAACUCGUGGUAUAUAUUAUACAUACUUACCCCAAAAAUUCCCUGAAUUCAUUAGUUUAUUAGAUUUCUAAGAAAAAGUGCACUCCCACAAUGUGAUUUGAUAAGUAGUAAAAUAGUAACUGAAUCUUACACAACGAAUACAGUCAUAACUAAAACUCAAUAUAUAUUAGAAUAAAAUUAGUAGUUAAAGUGCAAUAAUUGUAGAAGUUGUGUAAUAUAUUAGUGAUAAAAAGUAGUCAAAUUGGCUAAUUUUCUUGAUUUAUAUUGUUAUCUAUAGUUAUAUUAUAUAUAUUAUUUAAAGAGUGUUUAAUUCGAUAUCAAUAACAACGUUGUUUAUUUUUUAAUGAGCAGCCAAGCAAUUUAGUCGACUAUAGUGUACCUUCUGCCGUCAAGGUCGUUUUAGAAAAGAUUAACUACUAUUAAAUGACAAUAUUUUUUAAGUAUUUAAUGUAAGAUUUAUGUAAUUGUUUUCCGAUAUUCUUCCCAUGAAGAUGACACAGUUGAAUAUUUUUUUGUUUUUGAGAACAUUCAGAAUAAUAAAGCUACCUGUUACAUAA